AUGGCCAAGAACGUUAACGUAAACCGCAAUGUGCAAGAUCCUUACUACCGUUACAAGAUGCCUCGAAUCAUGGCAAAGGUUGAAGGAAAGGGAAACGGCAUCAAGACUGUUAUUGCCAACAUGUCUGAUAUUGCCAAGGCGUUGUGUCGUCCUCCAACUUGUAAGUUUUCCUUUGUAUUACUAUUUUUGGUUUUUAGAGUAAAGUAUAGCUAAAGAGUACCAGUAUUUUGAUCUGUUUGACAUCAAAAACACAUCUUUCAAUAUAAUUUAAAAUUUGAUGUUUCAGAUCCUACCAAAUACUUUGGCUGUGAAUUGGGAGCUCAAACCAACUUUGACUUGAAGAACGAUCGUUACAUUGUUAACGGAGAGCACGAUGCCAACAAACUGCAGGACAUUCUUGAUGGAUUCAUUCGCAAGUUUGUUCUUUGUCCGGCUUGUGACAAUCCCGAGACUACUUUAACGGUCAAGAGAAAUACCAUCCACAGCAAGUGCAAGGCUUGCGGACAUGCUUUUAUCGUCGACCCGAAGCACAAGAUCUCAACCUUUAUUCUGAAGAAUCCACCGCCAACCGAGAGCAGCGAUGACGAGAAGAACAAGGACAACAACUCUCCUUCUGAGGACAUGAUGGAAGGCGUGGAUCUGAAUGGAGCGCAAAAGAUUCCAGUUAUUGAAGACGAUGACGAUUGGGCUCCCGAGCCUUUGGAUGAGAACGAAAAGCUGAGUGGCCAGAUUGGAAAGUUGGUCAUCGAUCGUGACUUGGACAAGUCUAUUGAAGAACGUCUGGAUAUGCUUCAUCACUACUUCUUAAAGGCCAGAGAUGAAGGUCGUCUUGGUGUAAGUAUUUCAAACAGCUAUAUGUUUACCAUUGUCAUAUAGUUUUGUUAUGAAUUACGUCAUCUUUAUUUAUUUUAGGACAUCAAGAGUUUGGUGAAUGAAGCUGAGCGCUUGGAGUUGAAGACCAAGGCACCCGUUCUGUUGGCCGAUGUUUUGUUCAGUGAAGACGUGUUGCAAGAGAUCAAGGAUCAUCGCAACUUGCUUCUUCUGUUUUGUUAUGACAACAAGAAGGCCCAAAGAUACUUGUUGGGUGGAAUUGAACAACUCAUCCAAAAGAAUCCGGAGAUUUUGCCAAAAUCAGCUCACAUUGUGAAGCUUUUGUACGAUGAAGAUCUGUGCAGUGAAGAUGCUAUUCUUGCUUGGGGUGCUAAGGUAAGAAAUUAUGUUUUUACUAUUGUUUUUGACUAUGUUCACGUUGCUAAUUAACUUAUUUUAGCCAAGUUCCAAGUACGUCAAGAAGGAGUUGGCAAAGGAGAUCAUUAAAAAGUGCGAACCGUUGCUUGUCUGGCUGAAGGAAGCCGAGGAGGAAACAGAAUCAGAGGAAGAAGAUGACGACGAUGAUGUAGCCGUCGAUUUUGAUGAGCGUAGCAAGAACAUUGGCGUUACCAUCACCGAGAAGGUCGCUCCUCAAACUAACGGAAAAUCUAACGGAACUCCAGCUGCCGUUGUUACCGAAGAUGGCCAAGAGGUCGACAUUGACGACAUUUAA
Bursaphelenchus okinawaensis is the source of this 1543-nucleotide messenger RNA. The record is from the annotation of a GenBank genome assembly. Lineage: Eukaryota; Metazoa; Nematoda; Chromadorea; Rhabditida; Aphelenchoididae.